AUGGCACCAGAGCCGUGGUGGCUACAAACUCAGCCCCCAGAGGUGGACCCCGACCGCCUUUCUGAUCCUUCCCUCCCAAAACCCGACACCGUUCAGCUCGAUUCGCUUUUUUGGGCAGAGAGCAUCCAGCUGCUGCGUCUCGGCGGGCUCCGCGCCCACGAGUCCCAGAUUCUGCAAGAGGUCGAGCCGUACACGCCGCGCCUGCCUAAAGGGCUUUCGGGGUACGGGAGCGAGGAUUCUAGCGAGAACGAGGAGGACACGAGCAGCGACGACAAAGAUGAUUAUAGCAUCGACGACGAACAAGGCGGGACCUCCUUGUUUCCCAUCCACAAGAUGCCAACCGCCAAGCCACGUCCGUGGAUGGAACGGGACUUCGUGGAAGUAGACGAGACCAAAUGGUUCAAACUCUUCCGGAGGGAAAGGUGGGCGAGCUAUUUGAAUCAGGAUCCUUUGCAGCUGUCGGUCGAUAUCAGCAACGACAAGGACUGGGCGAAGUUGAGCAGGGUCAUAGAGAUCGCGAACCGGAUCCUUAGCGAGGCUGUAAACCAGCAGUGGUGA
This is a messenger RNA of Colletotrichum graminicola M1.001, 558 nucleotides long. RefSeq lists its product as uncharacterized. The transcript has a single exon. Bases 1 to 558 code for a protein of 185 amino acids. NCBI's taxonomy places the organism in Eukaryota, Fungi, Ascomycota, Sordariomycetes, Glomerellales, Glomerellaceae. The record is from RefSeq and is a predicted model, not a curated record.